CAGUUUGGGUAAAUCAGGUAACUUAUGACCCCUCUUUAGCUUUAGCUUCCGCACCAGAUGGAAUUCCGAAGCUUGUGGGCAACAAUCGGAACGGCCCAGGAUGUCUUGCCAGGAACACAUGUCACAUCUACUUUAGUGCUGUACAGUGUAUUCCCAAUCUACAAGAAAGCCUAUCGUUGGGUCAAGCUUUCGCUGACAAUGAUCAAUUGGGCGCCAAUUGUCUAUCAGCAACCUGGUUGGAGUCCUCUUACCCCAACCGCGAUAAGGCCCUGUGGCUUGGCAGUUGGAGCAAUCUUCUGCUUCUUCCAACGGUUUCCCCGCCUCGAAUGAAUUAUAUUCCUCGUUUAACAUGACUGCAGGGGUCAAGCAAGAUUGUGAUCUGUUGUUGUUGGACUGCGUUGCUUGCGAGAAAGCUUACUGAGAUCACCACUCACCAUGUCGGUUCUAUUCACCUCCAUCUCGCCAGAUAACCCGGUGAAAAAGGAAGAUGCAAACCAGCUUCUCCAGAGACUCGGUCUCGCCGUCAGCCCAGAGGAGGAGGAUGACUUUCACACGCUCCUGGCCGCCGUGCACGACUGUGCAGAAACGGUCUCCAACCUCCAGGAUUACCAGCCCGUCCCCGAUCUCGAACGAUACCCUCGACAGAACGUUCGAAGACCUUCUUCGAAAGAGCAGGUCUUCGGCCAGGCUUGGGCACAUAAGUUCUUGAUUAAAGGCAAACCCGAUGGAGGGCCCUUGGCCGGCAAAACCAUCAGUUUGAAAGACACGAUUGCGGUCGCAGGCGUGCCCCAGCUGCUUGGAAGCGAUAUCAUCCCCUCCUGGACCCCUGUCACGGACGCCACGGUGGUGACUCGGGUACUGGCUGCGGGGGCUGAUAUCCAUGGAACGUCGACCUGCGAGAAUUAUUGCCACUCGACCUCGUCGUACACGAGCGCGCAGGGGAUCGUCGAGAACCCUUUUGCCGAGGGUUAUUCGUCGGGUGGGAGCACCUCGGGCGGGGCGGCGCUGGUCGCAGCCGGGCUGGUCGAUAUCACUAUCGGUGGAGAUCAGGGGGGCAGUAUUCGUGUGCCCUCGUCUUUCUGUGGCUGCGUGGGACUUAAACCGACAUACGGCCUUAUUCCGUACACCGGCAUCGCCAGCGGAGACGCGAUCAACGACCACGCCGGCCCUAUUGCUCGAAGCACGCUGGAUGUCGCCUUGUGUCUGGACGCAAUCAGCGGCUAUGACGGAAUCGACGACCGAUGCCUGGGCAGCCCGCAGCCCGGCUCGACCGCCUACGCGACAGCGCUACAGACCGAAGAAACCGGGGGGCGCCUCGACGGCGUCCGCGUGGGAUACCUGAAGGAAGGGUUCGAGCACGCCACCGUCGACCUCGCAGUCAAACAAGCCGUGAUGAACGCCGUCCAGAAGCUCGCGGAGCUGGGCGCGGUCGUCGAGGAGGUGUCGGUGCCGGACCACUACCACGGCCCGGCUAUCUGGACCAUCCAGCAGCGGAUCUCAGGCUCAAUGACGCUGCUGGGCCAGGCGCACGGCCGGCGCGGCCUGCAUCUGACCGAGAUGGAGAGCGAGCGGCUCCCCUGGACGCCCGAGGGCUUCCGGCGCGCGUUCCCCAGCACCAAGAACGUGAUCAUCAACGGCCUGUAUCUCACCUCCCAGUUCCCCGAUCUGUACGGCAAGACGGUCAACAUCGGUCGACGGCUGCGGGACCGCUACGAGGAGGUUUUCGGUCGAUAUGAUGUCGUGGUGAUGCCGACCACGCCGAUUGUCGCCCCCCGCCAUGGCUCCCCGCGCGACCUGCCGGUCGAGGCGCUCCGGCCUAGCAUGGGCCUCACGAUCAAUACGGCGAUCUUCGAUGUCACGGGCCAUCCUGCUAUGUCGAUACCAGUGGGUCGUGCGGCUGCUAAGGAUAAUUCUGAGGUUCAGUUGCCGGUGGGGAUGCAGAUUGUCGGCGGGCUGUGGCAGGAAGCUAAGGUGCUUCGGGUGGGGCAUGCUUGGGAGCAGCAUUUCGAUUGGAAGAGUCAAGGGGAAACGAGGUGAUGUUGAUGAACCAUUCUAAAACAAAAUCGCAAGUACAGUACAUAUUUCAUCAAGUCAUAUCAUCAUUGGACAU
This is a messenger RNA of Aspergillus brunneoviolaceus CBS 621.78, 2110 nucleotides long. RefSeq names its product putative amidase. The record is from RefSeq and is a predicted model, not a curated record. Gene Ontology annotation, molecular function: catalytic activity. Bases 436 to 2037 code for a protein of 533 amino acids. The transcript has 3 exons. NCBI's taxonomy places the organism in Eukaryota, Fungi, Ascomycota, Eurotiomycetes, Eurotiales, Aspergillaceae.